Molecule: messenger RNA, 2097 nt
Organism: Rotaria sordida
Lineage: Eukaryota; Metazoa; Rotifera; Eurotatoria; Philodinida; Philodinidae
Source: the annotation of a GenBank genome assembly
AUGAUCGAUGGCAAUGCUGGAGGGGGUGGUAGCGAAACCGACAUUAUCGGUAGCGCAUCCGAAAUAUUCAAAGAUCGUCUUUAUUUUGCUACAUUACGAAUAAAACCUAAAUCAACUGCAAAUACACAUUAUUUUUCUAUUGAUGAUGAAUUUGUUUAUGAGAAUUUUUAUGCUGAUUUUGGUCCACUUAAUUUGGCUGUUGUUCAUCGAUAUUGUACAAAAUUAAAUAAAAAAUUAAAUAAUUCUACUUUAGCACAUAAACGAAUUAUUCAUUAUACAACAUUUGAUCCAAAGAAACGAGCUAAUGCAGCUUUUCUUAUUGCUGCUUAUUCAAUUAUUUAUUUAAAACGAACACCUGAAGAAGCAUAUAAACCAUUAGUAAGUGGUAUAAAUGCUGCUCAUCCAUUUUUACCUUUUCGAGAUGCAUCACUUGGUUCAUCAUCAUAUAAUCUUACCUUACUUGAUACAUUACAAGGUCUUUACAAGGCAAUGCUUCAUGGUUUUUUUGAUUUCGAAAACUUUGACCUAGAUGAAUAUGAACAUUAUGAAAAAGUUGAAAAUGGAGAUUUAAAUUGGAUUGUACCUCGUAAAUUACUUGCUUUUUCUGGUCCACAUGCAAAAAGUAAAAUAGAAAAUGGUUAUCCAUUACAUGCACCUGAAGCAUAUUUUACUUAUUUUCGAAAACGUAAUGUAUCAACAAUUGUACGUUUAAAUAAAAAAAUUUAUGAAGCUAAACGAUUUACUGAUGCGGGUUUUGAUCAUUAUGAAUUAUUUUUUAAUGAUGGUAGUACACCCAGUGAUGCAAUUACAUUAAAAUUUUUAAGUAUUGUUGAACAAGCAAAAGGUGCUGUUGCCGUUCAUUGUAAAGCUGGUCUUGGUCGAACGGGUACUUUAAUUGGAGGAUAUUUAAUGAAACAUUAUAAAUUUACAGCAGCUGAAGUUAUUGCUUGGUUAAGAAUAUGUCGACCUGGAUCAGUUAUUGGACCACAACAAAAUUUUCUUGAAGACAAACAAGCAUGGCUUUGGUCAUUAGGUGAUACAUAUAGAAUUAAAGAUCGACCACGAUAUAUGUCAUAUUUUGGUACAAAUUCUAUUAUGGAUACAAUUGGUCAAAAUCCACUUCACUAUUCAAUUGGAGAUAAUAAUAAUAAUAAUAAUGAAGAAGAGAAUGAAGGUGAAAUAACUCAAGGUGAUCGAUUAAAUGAAAUAAAAGCACGUCGUAUGCAACAUCAUCAUUCAACACCAUCACCGCAUUGGAUUGCACCAAAUGCGAAUGUAACAUCAAGUCUUACAUGUAAAUAUUGUAUUAAAACUUGUCAGUCAUCAUUGGCACUUAACAAAAAUAUGAAAAACCAACAUUCCAAUAAAAAUAAUCAUACAAAUCAAUUAUUGAUAAUAUGUGAACAAUGUAUGAAUAACAAAAGAUUUUCAACAAAAAAAGCUUUACAAUUACAUCAAAUACGAAUGCAUGAUAACAAUCAUACUAUCACCAUUGGUGAUGGUACCAAUAGUCUCAUCCCAAGACCUGUAUUAACAGCAUCGAUCAGUGAUGAUGAACAAAUGAUACCAAUUCAAGUGUAUACUAGUCGAGUGAAUUCGACUCCUAUCAAUAUUCAAGAAUCAGAUCAACCUACUAUAUUUACAACAACUCAUUUGCAAAGAUUCAAUCCAUCGGCAGCAUAUAAACGUGCUCAUACACCAUUGGCUGCAACAGGCAGCACUCCAGUUCAUCAUAUUUCAUCAACAAUGAAUUCAUCAAUUGGUAUGCGCCGUAGUUAUGGACCAAUGUCAAAUACAUCUUCCAAUGUUAUAUCAAAUUCGAAUACACGUAAACCUCGUUCUUAUCUAUCUUCAGCAACAUCAAUAGUAAAAUCUCCAAUGUAUCCGAGUGGGCGUUAUAUAAGUUCAAUAACAAAUAAUAAUAUUGGAACAACAUUAACUAUAUCUGAUAGUGAUAAUCGUGAUCCAAUAUCAUCAGCUAUAUUAAAAGUUUCUUCAAGUCAACAAAAUCGUGGUAAAUCACAAAUGACAAAUAAUACUCCAUUACCUACUCAUUCUUACUAUACACGAUCAAAAUCGUCUUAUUCCAAAUAUUAA